CUGUUCCUGCUGCUCUGCAGAGGAUGAGACUCUGGAGAGUGUUGCCAAAGGCCUUUUGAGCAGAAUGAAGAAGGAGAAAAGUCAAUGGGCAGCUGGACGAGUGGGCGACAUCGACUUUGUUGGUUCCACUAAAACACGAGGAAAGUUUGUGAGGGUUCAAGGCAACACAGACCCAAUUCUGAUCUACCAGAUGCUGACAGAGGAGUGGGGUCUUGCUCCUCCACACCUGGUGGUGUCCAUAGUGGGAGGAGAUGAGGUGGCUCAAAUGAAGCCCUGGCUCAGGGACACACUGAGAAAAGGACUUGUGAAGGCUGCACAAAGCACAGGGGCAUGGAUUUUGACUAAUGGUCUCCGGUUUGGCAUCACUAAACAUUUGGGCCAGGCAGUACGAGAUCACUCUCUUGCUAGCACCUCGUCCAAAGUUCGGGUAGUGGCAAUUGGUAUUGCACCAUGGAACAUGAUCCACAACUGUGAGGCACUACUGUCCGCCAAGGUGGAUGAGCCAGCGAUAUAUAAGCCACAGGAUUUACCCUAUGGAUCCAUGUACUCUCUGGACUCCCACCAUUCCCAUUUUGUACUGGUGGAGGAGGAACCCAACAGACCUGGAGCCACCAGUGAAAUGAGGAUCAAGCUGCUGAAACACAUCUCUCUUCAGCGCACCGGAUAUGGAGGUUCAGGUAGCUUUGAAAUCCCUGUUCUGUGCCUGCUGGUCCAUGGGGAACCCAGGAUCCUGAAGGUCAGUUUCAUGAUCAUUGGCAAUUCUACACCAUGGCUGAUCCUGGCGGGUUCGGGAGGCGUGGCUGACAUCCUUGUCACGCUGAUGAAUCGGGGCUGCUGGGAUACAGACAGUGAUGAGCUGCUGCUGGACACCUUUCCAAUGCCCACCAGCAGCACAGACAUCAGUAACUGGUCCAAGUAUAUCCAGAAGAUCCUAGAUCAUCAGCAUCUCCUAACUGUCCAUGACCCUGAACAGGAGAGCUCAGAACUGGACACCGUCAUCCUCAAAGCUCUCGUCAAGGCAUGCAAGAGCCAAAGUCAAGAAGCCCAAGACUUCUUGGAUGAACUGAAGUUGGCUGUUGCCUGGAACAGGGUGGACAUUGCAAAGAGUGAUAUCUUCAAUGGUGAUGUCGAGUGGAAGGCCUGCGACCUUGAGGAGGUAAUGAUGGAUGCCUUAAUCAAUGACAAGCCUGAUUUUGUGCGCCUCUUUGUGGACAACGGCGUGAACCUGGGCGAGUUCCUUACUUAUGGUCGUCUGCAGGAGCUUUACUGGUCAGUGUCGGAGAAGAGUCUCCUCCACAACCUGCUCCUGAAAAAGUAUGAAGAGAAGCAGCUUCUUUUAGGAGCCGCCAGGACCCACGGUCCACCUGGGCAUCACCCUCCAGAGCAAGGAGACCGUAAGCCCCGCUUCACCCUUUACGAGGUUGCCAAAGUGCUGAAAGACUUUCUCCAUGACUCCUGCAAAGGCUUCUACCAGAAAAUUCCAACAGAGAAACCUGCUAAAGGUCGACUAUUCCACACCCAGAAGAACCUGGCUGAGUUAGAGAAGCGCUGUGAACAUCCUUGGAGGGAUCUGUUCCUGUGGGCUGUCCUUCAGAACAGACAACAGAUGGCAAACUACUUUUGGGCUAUGGGCCCUGAGGCUGUAGCUGCUGCUCUAGCGGGUUGUAAGAUUCUGAAAGAAAUGGCACAUCUGGAAUCUGAGGCCGAGUCAGCACGUAGUAUGAAGGAGGCCAAGUACGAGCAGUUUGCCCUUGAUGUUUUUGGAGAGUGUUACUCCAACAGUGAAGACAGAGCCUAUGCUCUGCUAGUGCGGCGAACACACUGCUGGAGUAAAUCAACAGUCCUCAACCUGGCAACUGAGGCAGAUGCCAAAUCCUUCUUUGCACAUGAUGGAGUUCAGGCUCUCCUCACAAAGAUCUGGUGGGGUUCAAUGACGACUGACACAGCCAUUUCCAAACUCGUUGUGUCCUUCUUCUGUCCACCACUCAUCUGGACCAACCUCAUCAAGUUCAGUGAUGAGGAGCUGGAUAACCGCAGCGGCAGAGAACAGUUUGUGGAGCUUGAUAGUUUGGAUACAGAAAAGGCUUUACUGCUCACCGAUGAUGAUGACCCUUUAGACUCUCCAUCAGGAGGACCAGCGGCUCAGAGCUGCGCCUCGGUGUGGUGGCGUUUCUUACUCCGCCGCUGGCGUCGCUUCUGGAGUGCUCCUGUCACCGUGUUCCUUGGAAACGUGAUCAUGUAUUUUGCUUUUCUCUGCCUCUUCACUUAUGUGCUUCUGCUGGACUUCCGCCCGCCACCACCUCAUGGGCCUGGAGCCCCUGAGAUCAUGCUCUACUGUUGGGUCUUCACUUUGGUGCUGGAGGAAAUUCGACAGAGCUUCUUUACAGAUGAAGAGAUGAACAUCUUGAAGAAAUUCAAGCUCUAUGUGGAAGAUAACUGGAACAAGUGUGACAUGGUCGCCAUCUCGCUCUUUGUGGUUGGAGUUUCUUGCAGGAUGGUUAACGACACCUAUGAGGCAGGAAGAACUGUUCUCGCGAUUGAUUUCAUGGUAUUCACUCUCCGGCUGAUCCACAUUUUUGCCAUUCAUAAACAGCUGGGGCCCAAAAUCAUCAUCGUGGAGAGAAUGAUGAAAGAUGUCUUCUUCUUCCUCUUCUUUCUGAGUGUGUGGCUCAUUGCUUAUGGUGUCGCCACUCAGGCGCUUCUCCACCCCAAUGAUCCGAGGAUUGACUGGGCGUUUCGCAGAGCGCUAUACCGCCCCUACCUGCACAUUUUCGGACAGAUCCCCUUGGAGGAAAUAGACUCUGCUCAUAUGCCUGACAUCAACUGCACAAAGGAUUCAGAGGAGAUUCUCUUGGGUUUACGGCCGCCGUGUCCCAGCGUCUACGCCAACUGGCUGGUCAUCUUGCUCCUCGUCAUCUACCUCCUUGUCACCAACGUCCUGCUGCUCAAUCUGCUCAUUGCAAUGUUCAGCUACACAUUCCAGGUUGUCCAGGGCAACACGGACAUCUUCUGGAAGUUCCAGAGGUAUAACCUGAUAGUGGAAUACCACAGUCGUCCCGCGCUGGCUCCGCCCUUCAUCAUCAUCAGUCACCUCUCUCAGCUCCUCCUCACUCUGGUCAAACAGGCUGAGGAGUCCUAAACCAGGAACAUCUUGGGGAGAGAGCUGCCAGCAGGGUUGGACCAGAGACUCAUAACAUGGGAGACAGUGCAAAAGGAGAACUACCUGGCCAAACUGGAGAGGCAGCACUGGGAGAGCAGUGAGGAGCGACUGAAGAACACGUCCUCCAAGGUCCAGAGCCUACUGAGGAUUGUUGGUGGGUUCAAGGACCAAGAAAAGCGAAUUGUGUCCAUGGAGGCUCAGGUUAGAUACUGUGGAGAGGCAUUGUCUUGGAUGGCGGAGUGCUUUGCUCAAAGUACACUCAAGUGUGGGCGAGAUGCUCCACGAGUUCCAACAUCUUUGACAGACAAGGGGAGUACCAACGACGCACCUCAAGGUCAGCCGGACAAGGAAGUAAAACAAGACUGCGGGUCAACCAUGACCAACUUACAUCGAUAAAUAAGUGUGAUGAUAACUGUUA
Thalassophryne amazonica is the source of this 3578-nucleotide messenger RNA. RefSeq names its product transient receptor potential cation channel, subfamily M, member 5 (gene trpm5). The record is from RefSeq and is a predicted model, not a curated record. NCBI's taxonomy places the organism in Eukaryota, Metazoa, Chordata, Actinopteri, Batrachoidiformes, Batrachoididae. Gene Ontology annotation, biological process: calcium ion transmembrane transport. Gene Ontology annotation, cellular component: membrane. Gene Ontology annotation, molecular function: calcium-activated cation channel activity; ligand-gated calcium channel activity.